Molecule: messenger RNA, 987 nt
Organism: Postia placenta MAD-698-R-SB12
Lineage: Eukaryota; Fungi; Basidiomycota; Agaricomycetes; Polyporales; Adustoporiaceae
Exons: 3
Coding region: 1-987 (328 amino acids)
Source: RefSeq, a predicted model, not a curated record
AUGCCGACGCGGCCCCGGGGGCCGCACGCACACCUCCCCUUCCUCCCCCCAUCAACGUGGCUGACGAAUUCUUCGACUGCUCUCGACUUGAGCACGCCUUCGACACCCAGGAUCAGGUCGACGUCUCUCGUGACGACCCAAAGAGCAGCGAAGACAGACCUCCCUUCUUCAUCUGUGAUCGGCAACCGUGCCCUAAUCGCACUCCACGAUCCAUCACUGUUGACGAAGGACACUUCGUACCAAUCCGACGGGUCCAACAUCCCCGCGGCCCUGCACUCCGGUACGCUGGCACCUCGAGAUUUACAUCUCGCCACGUCACUCCCGUCCCAUCCCGACCUGCCUCGCCAGGCACCCGCAUCCCCCAACCUGUCGCCAGUACAGCCUUCAGCGACCCCUCAAGCGAUCCCCCAGCCCUCCUUGGGGCCGCGGCUGGAAAGGCCUCCCAAAACCGAGCCCCGCGACACUCCGCCGCAUUCUUGGGCCAGCUCGUCGUCAGCGAUCACCGCCUCGACUUCAGUCCCUGUCCUACGUCACCCCGCCUCCGGGCUUCCUCAACCGGCUUCACCGCCGUCGCCGCCGCGAGGCCGCUCAAGCACUCGUUCCUCGAGAAGUUCGCCCGGCGGACAGUCACAACAGUCGCCUCCGUCCGCGGGCAGUCCUUCGUCCCCCUCGUCGCCGAUAAUGUCCUCUCCCGCUGCAGUCCCUGAUAAGGAGACAUUGAAGCUCCUCCUCCCGCUCCGAUACGAUGGAAAGUCGGUGAUCGAAUGCAACCGCUUCAUCUCGCAGUUGCUCAUCUACUGGACGAUCAACACGGCCCUCUCUUCCCUCGAGCUGAAGAUCCAGGUUGCCCUCAGUCUCCUCGAUGGAGACGCGCGAGCUUGGGCCACCCCCAUCUUCUCCCAGCUUGCCUCCGUCCAAAUCGGGAUCCAGGGAGCGACAACCCCCUUCGUCGACGAAAAAGCCUUCCUUCAGGCAUUCAAGGCCUGA